Leptonychotes weddellii (Weddell seal) is the source of this 3426-nucleotide messenger RNA. RefSeq names its product transmembrane protein 8B (gene TMEM8B). Lineage: Eukaryota; Metazoa; Chordata; Mammalia; Carnivora; Phocidae. Gene Ontology annotation, cellular component: membrane. The record is from RefSeq and is a predicted model, not a curated record.
CCCGCGCUGGCCUGUCCGGCCCCGCCCCCGCCCCGGGCCAUGGCCCAGCCCUGGUCCCGGCCCCUCGUCCUAUCCUCACCCAGCCCUUGGCCCCCAGCCCCGCCCUCGCCCCGCUUCCCAAAUCGGCCCCUGCCCCGGCCUGGGUCCCAGCUAAUGCCCAGAUCCGAGUCCCAACCCAGGCCCCCCCUCCAGUCCCAGUCCCAGUCCCUGUGCCUGUCCUGGCCCCCAACCCCUCCUCUGCCCUUGUUCCACCUCCUGUCACAAAUCCCAGCCGAAACCCUGUCCCAACCCCAUUCCCAGUGUUUGCUUAAACCCGGUGCCCAAACCCUGCCCUUGCCCCAGUCCCCAUUACAGCCCCUCCUUCAAUCCCAUUCCCUGCCCUUGUUCAAGCCCCAGUGCCCAGCACAGCCCAAUCCAUUAUCUCAGCCUUUGCCCUCAUCUCUGUGUUUACCCAAGUCUCUCCCACUAUCCACCCCCCUCUCUCAUACCCUGCCCCUCUCCCAGCCUCGACUCAGGUCUGGGCUCCAGCUGCCGCCAGCCUUAUUGCUGCUGUUGCUGUUCUCGGUCCUUGGCCCGGGGGCUGGAGGCCUCUUCCUGACUGACUACUCCACCUGCUCACCCCGCAAGCUGAGUCCCUUCCGCUCCUUUGCCAGCACCGAGCUCUUCCACUUCCAUGUUCCUGAGGACACAUUCCUGGCUGUUUGGAACCUCAUCAUCUUCAAGGAGCAGGGGGGAACCUUUGGGGACCACUGCCCAGACCAAAGUGUGACUGUGUAUUUCCGGUCCGGGGCACCCCCUGUCAUCAAUCCCCUGCACACACAUUUCCCAGGGGACACGGCUGUGCCUGGGGUUUUCUCACUGACCCUCAGCUGGACACUGCCCAACCGCACCUCAGGCAUCUUUAACGUCAGCAGCCCCUUACCUGGGGACUGGUUCUUGGCUGCCCACCUUCCCCAGGCCCAUGGCCACAUCUCUGUCAAGGGUCUCCAGGAUGAGUGUCAGUACCUCCUUCAACCACAGCUGAUUGUCCGGCGUUUGCUGGACGUUGCUGUGCUGGUGCCUGGCCGUCCCUCAGAGCAAACCCUCUCGGCCCACAAUCGCUCAGCCCUGUACAAGGUCUUUGUGCCCAGCUUUACUUACAGGGUUUCAGCACAGCUGGCGUGUGUGGGGAGCCGCGGGGCAUCAGCCUGCCCCCUGACGUUGCGCCUGCGCCCCAAGGCCCCACCCCUGCACAACUCAAGCUCUUUGUCCUGUGGAGGUGCCUCGGUGUGCCAGCUGGAGCUGGCACUGCCCCCCUGGGGGCACUGGGUCUACGUGCGUGUGGAGAUCCCAUCCCGGGGUCCUGGCAGGACCAUCCGCUUCCAGCUCUGUGUGCGGUUGCAAGAGUGCCCACAGCCCAGCCUGUCCCGUGUCCUCGUCCCUGGAGCUGCCAUGAACAUGCCCCAGUCACUGGGCAACCAGCCACUGCCCCCAGAGCCGCCAUCCCUGGGGGCUUCUGCGGAGGGGCCUGGGGCCACAUCCCCACCAGAGCACUGCUGGCCAGUGCGCCCGACACUGCGCAAUGAGCUGGACACCUUCUCUGUCCACUUCUACAUCUUCUUUGGCCCCAGCGUGGCCCUGCCCCCUGAGCGCCCCGCAGUGUUUGCCCUGAGGCUGCUGCCAGUGCUGGACAGUGGAGGCGUCCUCAGCCUGGAGCUCCAGCUCAAUGUGAGCUCCCUGCUCCAGGAGAAUGUGACGGUGUUUGGAUGCCUGACUCACGAGGUGCCCUUGAGCCUGGGGGAUGCAGCGGUGACCUGUUCUAAAGAGUCCCUGGCUGGCUUCCUCCUGUCCGUCAGUGCCACUUCCAGAGUGGCCAGGCUGCGAAUCCCUUUCCCACAGACUGGGACCUGGUUCCUGACCCUGCGCUCCCUGUGCGGGGUGGGGCCUCGGUACGUGCGGUGCCGGAACGCGACGGCCGAGGUGCGGCUGCGCACUUUCCUCUCCCCCUGCGUGGACGACUGCGGGCCCUACGGCCAGUGCAAGCUGCUGCGCACGCACAACUACCUGUACGCGGCCUGCGAGUGCAAGGCCGGGUGGAGGGGCUGGGGCUGCACCGACAGUGCCGAUGCGCUCACCUAUGGAUUCCAGCUGCUGUCUACGCUACUGCUCUGCCUGAGCAACCUCAUGUUUUUGCCACCCGUGGUCCUGGCCAUUCGGAGCCGAUAUGUGCUGGAAGCUGCUGUCUACACCUUCACCAUGUUCUUCUCCACGUUUUACCAUGCCUGUGACCAGCCAGGCAUUGUGGUUUUCUGCAUCAUGGACUACGAUGUGCUGCAGUUCUGUGAUUUCCUGGGCUCCUUAAUGUCCGUGUGGGUCACUGUCAUUGCCAUGGCUCGUUUACAGCCUGUGGUCAAGCAGGUGCUGUAUUUGCUGGGGGCUAUGCUGCUGUCUAUGGCUCUACAGCUUGACCGGCAUGGACUCUGGAACCUGCUUGGACCCAGUCUCUUCGCCCUGGGGAUCUUGGCCACAGCCUGGACAGUACGCAGCGUCCGCCGCCGGCACUGUUACCCACCCACGUGGCGCCGCUGGCUUUUCUACCUGUGUCCUGGCAGCCUUAUUGCAGGCAGUGCUGUCCUACUCUAUGCUUUUGUGGAGACCCGAGACAACUACUUCUACAUUCACAGCAUUUGGCAUAUGCUCAUCGCUGGCAGUGUGGGCUUCUUGCUGCCCCCACGUGCCAAGACUGACCACCGGGUCCCAUCUGGAGCCCGGGCCCGGGGCUGCGGUUACCAGCUGUGCAUCAAUGAGCAGGAGGAGCUGGGCCUUGUGGGCCCAGGGGGGACCACUGUCAGCAGCAUCUGUUCCAGCUGAGAGGGGCUUUGGGCCUGGCCCUUGGGGAACAUGAACCCUUCCUAGGGGCAGAGAGCCCUUCCUGGGAGUGUGGAACCCUCCCUGGAUAAGAGACAGGUUGUAUUUUUGAGGACAUGGUGUCUUUCUUUAGGACAUGGAGCUCUUCUAGGGACCUGGCGCACUCCUGAAGGCCUGGAGUCUUCCUGCAUCCAUGGAGUCCUUCUUAAGGACUGGAGCCUGUGCAGGCCCCUAGAGCCCCUCAGGACCAAGGUGUCCCUCCUAGGGGUGUGGAGUCCUUCCCAGGGAUGUGGAGCCCCCCUAAGGACAUGGAUUCCUUCCCAGGGAGACAAAGCCCUCUCAGGACGUGGCAUCAUUCUCGAGGAAAUGGAGUCCAUCUUGGGGAAACUGAGUCUCCAGAUCUUCCCAGCAUCUCAGCAACUCUGGCCUCAGGCUUUCUUCCCAAGGCAGCGUCUGGGCCGUGCCGUGCCGUGCUGGGAGGGGGAUUGGAGGACAGCUGGGGCUGGGGCUGGGGUGACUGGUAUCCUGAGUUGAUGCAGGCGGAGUCUGGUGUGUCUCCAAUGAAGUAUUUGCUGGUUC